CGAGUUGCAUCUUUUUAUUCCCCUCACCCACUUUUUUGCUGGUGGGUGCUUCAGUCUUCUUAAUAGACACACCCUCUUCUCUGUCUGUACUCAAGGACGAAACGAAAUAGAGACCCAGGAAAGACCAUUUCAGAUCUCAGAACUCCUCCAUUGCCCCCCUCGCCGAGACAAUAACGAUACAAGUUCACGCAACACCACGCGCGCUGUUGUAGUACGAUCACAUCCGUCGCACCCAGACCCGACCCGCAUCUGCCAUAGAGUACCAAGGGCGAAAUCCGUCACUUGCCCGGGCGUCUAUUUGUAUGAAUUGAGUCGUGGGAGCUUAAGCAACUGCCCUAUCAACGUCUACUCUUGUCGCCCAGCCCGGACACCCCGGUCAAAUCGGUAACUCUAUAACCACUGGGAGUAGCCGCCACCAUCCAUCCAGCGUCUAGUCAAAACCACUGGGGCCCCGCUGCAGGUUGCCUUCAUCUUUGGCUUAUUCCCCUGUCCUCCCGACAGCUGGUCUUCCACUUGCUUUACUCAACUAUUUCAUCGGCCAGGAGCAACAUCCCAAGUGGCACACAAGCAAGUCUAAAAGACACCUCACUCACCACAGGUGUGCUUGUUGACAUACACAAGGAGUCUGUGACUUCUGUCCUCCUGCCUCUCCUUUUUUUCCUUAUCAUCAUCAGGCUUAUAGCCUAGAUAAUAUUCGCCAUGGCGUUCGGCGAUGAGAGGAAGCGCCCUGCGGCUCUGAACCUCACACCAGCCCGUUCAGGCUCCACAGACUCUACGUCGACAUCCUCUUCACUCAAGAACCCGAGGACACCAAGAUUCGCCGAGGCCACGUCUAUUCACUCACCUAUCGAAGACAAGUCAAGGAAACCGUUCGACGAUGAGAGAUCUUUCCAGGCCCAAUCGCAACCUGGUGAUAUUGGGUUUGGGUACAUCAACGAGUCCUCGAGCAACAGGGAAUCCGUCACGAUGCCCAUGACGCCGAGGUCACCACUUAAGAGUGCCAUGAGGGUGCCAGGGACUCCAGCACGGAAGUUUGACAACCCUCUAAGCCCUACCUUUAGGGAGGAGCAAGUGCUGGAGAAGAGGGAGGCCUCGACUGACAUUGAGCAGGCCAAGGACUUGAAAGUGAAAACAAGAGUACGAAUGGCCAAGUUUGCUCUGCGAGGCGUAAACUUUAGCUGCAGUCUCAUCAUUCUGGCCAUGAUCUCAACCACAUUCACCAUCUUCAAUGCCACCAAAUCACUCCCGAGUCGAGACGGCAAGCCUGCAUGGUCGACGACUACCGAAAUCUGGCCCCAGAUUGUCAUCCUCACCAUGGCCUCGAUAUCGCUUCUCAUCUGCGUUUGUAUCUUCUUGGCGUACUGCCGUGGAGGUCAUGCACGAGCCGAAAAGGUCGGCGUCUACUAUACGCUCUUUGCCGUUGGAUGGUUUAUCUUCAGCAUGGUCAUGUGGGCAAUCGCAGCCGGUAUCUUCCAGCACAAACGUAACAGCAGCGGCAACCAGGACAUGUGGGGAUGGUCAUGCGUCCAGAACCACCGAGCGGAUCUGUUUGAUGAGAAGGUCGACUAUGCGCUGCUGUGCCGUCUUCAGAACUGGACCAUGGUUUGCAUCAUCAUCGAAAUAGUUGUCGAAGUCAUUGCCAUCACUCUUUACAGCAUCGUCUUCUACCGCUACUACUCCAAGCGAAAGCUUCACAAGUCUAUGGACCUGCGCGACAAGGCCAGGUCUGACCUGUACCUCGCCCAGCUCCGAAGCCAGUCGGCUCCCAACACCCCUGGAUUUGGCCCCAAGUCGCCUGCAUUCUCUCAGUACGCCAUGUCACCAAGAUUCCCACCUCAGGCUUAUGGUUCGCUGGGCGACAUCCAAGAGACGUCUCCUUUCACACCGGGAGGCAGGCCUGCGCCGAUUGCCGAGCCGCAGUCGUCUUUCGCUGCUAGCAACUCACCAACCCAGCCGUUUAAGCUGCAAGCGCCACCGCUCAAGGCUCCUUCGGCCACGCCAAGGUCACAGCAAAACGGCUUUGAGUCGCCAUCGACUGCCUCGAACAACAACUUUACUUUCACACCCUCAGCAUCAGCAUCGGCAGCACCGACUGCUGACUCGGAUGAGCCACGCUACGAUGCUGUGCCCAUCCCAGGGGCCUACUCUGAUCAGGCUGUCAAGAGCCCGCCCCCCACAAGGACAGCAUUCCAAUGAGUAUGGAUCUCGCAGUUUUCCAGCUUCGGGGGACAUGAAAUAAAGACAGCCCGGAGGGUUUUCUUUUCUUUACUCAUCUUUACUAUUUCCUUUGUGCAGCCUGACAUUUUCAGUCUCGUCAUAUUAUGCCUUUUCUCUUCUUCAUUCUGUCUCCAUAGUUUUGUUUUAUAUACCACAGACGUCCAUUUGGGAGACGUUUAUUUCCUCUCGAAUAGCGCGUUUUGGGUUGGCAUCUAGGGAGAUUCUUCUUCUUCUUUUUUUAUUUUUUUAUUUUCUAUGAUUUUAUUUUCUAAUGUAGGAGAGGUCACAUUGUACAAUACCAAUCAAUGGAGGACAAUCUUUCCAAAAAAAAAAAAAAAAAAAAAAAAAAAGA
Messenger RNA from Pyricularia grisea, 2569 nucleotides. RefSeq lists its product as uncharacterized. Bases 700 to 2196 code for a protein of 498 amino acids. The transcript is spliced from 4 exons. NCBI's taxonomy places the organism in Eukaryota, Fungi, Ascomycota, Sordariomycetes, Magnaporthales, Pyriculariaceae. The record is from RefSeq and is a predicted model, not a curated record.